Molecule: messenger RNA, 1953 nt
Organism: Rosa rugosa (rugosa rose)
Lineage: Eukaryota; Viridiplantae; Streptophyta; Magnoliopsida; Rosales; Rosaceae
Exons: 11
Coding region: 1143-1829 (228 amino acids)
Source: RefSeq, a predicted model, not a curated record
UUGGAGGCGUUUUUUUGGUGUCAAAGGCUUCACCAAUUUUUUAAAAUUCCUAAAUUGCCCACUACAGAUAUAAAGUUCAGAAAAAUAAAAGAUAUGAAGAGGGUUAUUACUGUAAAAGACCAGAAAGAUGAAAGAAGAUAUAAAUACGGAACUACAGAAUUGUGCCGCAGAGAAAAGAAAAAGAAAAAAGAAAAAACGGAUCGCUCGCAGGCGCACACGAUCUGCAGACGAGAGAGAACUGUCAUGGCGCACGAUCUCAACACAAACGAAGAUUCAGACGACGUGAUGAUAGUUGAUUUGAGUACAUAUGGCUACAUUAGUACUCACCCCUCACUCAAUUUACGGUUCAUAUAUACAGAAAGAGGAGCAGAGCAAAAUCAAACAGGAGGAGAAAAUUAUAAUCAAGUUCGCUGAGAAUCUUGCAUAUUCACUUGAGGAAGUGGCUCACUUUUUGAGAACAGAGGGAUACUGGUGGAUUGCAACAAGGCUCUUUCAAACUUCAGUUUGUAGAGUCCACUCUUUUUGUUGAGGUUCAGGUCUGAAAUGCAAUUUUAGGGGUGCACAGAGGAAUAUUGAAUAUUUGAGGAAUUACUGUAUAACGUCAAAUUUCUUAUAUUCCAGGUAUGGUUUGGCUUUUUUUUAAUUUGAAAAAGAGUAGCUAGCCAAAAUGAGGUAUUGUUCUAAUCGUCUUAGUUCUGAUCGUCUUACUUCUUAUUCCUGCCCUAGCUUAAGCUUAAAAACAAAAAAUUUAAUUUUGAGAUAGAGAGCUGGAAGAGAACAAACUUUUCAAUUAGCCAAUUAAGAACAAAUGAAAUAAUAAACUUAUAUGGACCAACACUAUUAGCCAUAAUUUAGUCAUAGUUUAUAAGUUUAUUAUUGGUCCACACACUAAUAAUAAGUUCAUACUUAAGUUUAUUAUUGGUCCAUAUAAGCUAAAUUAAACAUAUGCUCAUAGUUUAUUAUUUCUUGAAUUAAGCUAAGUUCAUAAACUAAAUGCUAAGCUCAUACUUAAUCUAUUUUGUACAUCAGCAAGGGAGAUAUAUGUUCUCUAUCAGCAUUUGUACUAUUUUUAUUGCAUUCAAUUUGUGCAUUGUAAUCAUGUAUCUCUGGAUUCAAGUUUGUUUUGGUUUGGUUGAACUUAUAUGGACCUCAUUGAAGAAAAACGCUCACAAGAUGUUUUUUUUUAUUUUUUAUUUUUUAUAGAAAUACACCCCCAACGACUAAUGGACAAAAUGGAGCAGCCACGUGCCCGAGAUCGACAACGGCGACAGCCAAUGAGUUCUUCACAACAACAAACAUAUUUGGCACGGCGACGUGCAAUAGCUCAAGGAAAGCGUCCAAUGGUGGAAACUAGCUCAAGCAACAUAACAAAACAAGCUGCAGGAAAGGUACGAAAUAGGUGCCCUCAACAAAAGAAAAAAUUCCAAAGAGACGAGGGCUUUAGGAGACGUGUUUCCGUGUUUUCAUCUGGUUGGCGGAUGGGACAAUCAGUAAAAAUGAACACCGCUUAUCUUAGUGAGCUAAUUUUGAAAGAGUGGAAGAAAAAGAAGCAUGCACAUUGGCGAUACAAAAACGCACGUAGAGAUUUGAUGACACAAGAUAUUUAUCAAAUUAAACGAACUUGGAGAAAAGUUUUGCGCAUUAGGAGGCGAAAGCAUCGUGAACAGAACAACUUUUUAGCUAAGUUCUACAUCAAGCGUUUUGAGGAGUUCAAGCAUAAUAUAAAGAACUCUUCCAAUAAUUGGAGCAUGGGUGUUGCAAUAAGGAAAUUAUCUAAUUUCAUGUUUGAGCAACGACGGUUGACAAAUGGAUGGCUGAGAUGGAGUUGAUUGGAGCAUGUGGACUUUAUUGAACAAAUAUGUAUAUAGCCAUGUAUAGAAGUUUCUUUUUAAAUAAGUAUGUUUUUAUUUUGUGGUAGUUAACCAAUUCCAAUAAUAAGUACACUUAAAUGUG